ACCAGACGCCACUACACCGCGACGCGAGAGUUCGAUUCGGUAGACUGCUUCUCGUACCCCGGCCGUUGAUUUCUCUUAGAGGAAGCGCAGCGGCGGCGGCGGAGGAGGAGGAGGAGGAGGGCGAUGGGGACGGGGACGGAAUCGGAGUCGAGCAGCGGUGGGGCCGCGGGCCGCGCGCGAGGGCUUGCUCUGAAGGCGCUCCUGCUGCUGGGUGGCGCGCUGUUGCUGAGGCGGAUGAGGAAGUCCACCACCCGGUGGGAUCACGCCCGCGCCGUCGCCGAUUCCCUCUCCGGAGAGAAGUUCUCUCGAGAACAGGCUCGUAAUGAUCCCGACAACUACUUCAACAUAAGAAUGCUAAUGUGCCCAGCGGCUGAGAUGGUAGAUGGCUCAAGGGUUUUAUACUUUGAACAGGCAUUUUGGAGAACUCCUCACAAACCUUUUCGACAAAGAUUUUAUAUGGUGAAGCCUUGUCCAAAAGAGAUGAAAUGUGAUGUUGAGUUGAGUUCAUAUGCAAUAAGAGAUGUGGAAGAGUACAAAAACUUUUGUGAUCGUCCAAUGGAUCAGAGGCCACAGCCUGAGGAGGUUAUUGGGGUAUGUCUUAGUGAUAUUGCAGAACAUCUAACAACAGUUCACCUCAACCGUUGUGAACGUGGAAAGCGUUGCUUAUAUGAAGGUUCAACUCCACCAGGUGGCUUUCCUAAUACAUGGAACGGCGCAUUGUACUCUACAUCUGAGCUUACAGUUCAUAGAAACGGUGAAAUACAUACAUGGGACAGAGGUUACGAUGAUGAAGGCAAUCAGGUCUGGGGUCCAAAGGCAGGUCCUUACGAAUUCAAACCUGCUACGCCGUCAAGUUACGACGACAUGUUUUCACCAUUGAACUUCCCCCCUACAUUGUCACUCGAGAAGAAGAUGGAUAAUCCUUUUGUAGUCAGUGAACAAUAGCCUUCAUAAUGUAAAUAUUUGGUAGAUAAAAUCUUUAUUCUAUGUUCGUAUUUUGACCCACUCACCCUUCUCCUGCAAAGUUCAUCGACAACACUCAUGGUUUUCCAAGGAGAUUUCUGUAUCACCAGAUAACCUCAGUGCAUGAAGAAGAUAUAUAGUCCAUGGGAUCUGUGUUCUCGACAGUGUUAGUCACUGCAGUGAUGCUUCACAGGUGAGCAAUUUAUGCCCCUUGGAGGAUAAUUGUCUUGAAACUGGAUGUGGUUGAUAUUUUA
This is a messenger RNA of Musa acuminata AAA Group (dessert banana), 1217 nucleotides long. Its product is annotated as chromophore lyase CRL, chloroplastic. Lineage: Eukaryota; Viridiplantae; Streptophyta; Magnoliopsida; Zingiberales; Musaceae. Gene Ontology annotation, molecular function: lyase activity. Gene Ontology annotation, biological process: protein-phycocyanobilin linkage. The transcript is spliced from 9 exons. Bases 124 to 945 code for a protein of 273 amino acids. The record is from RefSeq and is a predicted model, not a curated record.